GUAGACCUAUUUAUCAUUUCGGCGUCUCAAACUGCAAGCUGUUGUGCGGUCUCUACAGCCGCUCUGUGUUGUUCGCGUGGUGACAGGGAGCGACGAAUUGGAUAUUAAUUUCAUAAAUUGGUUGAUGGUGUGAAGAAAAAAGCUGUGAGCAGUCAAUUAUAAUGCUUUCGGAUAAGAAUGGAGAGAACUAUAGGAAUGGACGUCCUUCUAGAGAUGCCAGUUCGCAAUCAGACGAUAGCAGUGAUGAGUCGGACCAGGAGAGCGGAAUGCGCAUUGGGGAUGAAUAUCAAGCGGAUAUCCCAGAAUGUACCCCAGAGUCCAAGUAUGAUGGAAAACCUGAAGCCAUGUUAGUAUGGGCCCCCUCUCCAAAUUUGUCUGAUGCUAAGGUGGAUGAAUACAUUCGCAUUGCUAAGGAUCUUCAUGAUUACAAUAUGGAGCAGGCUCUUGGAAUGUUGUUUUGGCACAAGCACAAUAUUGACAGAGCUCUGUCAGACCUUCCAAACUUUACUCCUUUUCCUGACGAAUGGUCUGUGGAGGAUAAAGUUUUGUUUGAGCAAGCUUUCGGAUUCCAUGGGAAAAGUUUUCAUCGUAUCAAGCAGAUGCUUCCAGAUAAACCCAUCUCUGCCCUGGUGAAAUAUUUUUAUUCAUGGAAGAGGACCCGUUCACGGUCCAGUGUAAUGGACAGGCAGGCCAAGCGACUAGGGAGUGGUGGGGACAGUGAUGAUGGCUCUGGGAAUACAUCUAAUUCUGAUGAAGAGGACAAGAAUAAAGAUUCAAAAGAUAAAAACCGGUGUGUCAAUUGUGGUGUAGGAACUUCACAGCUCCAUGUGACUCCCAAAGGGUCGCUCUGUCAUAGCUGUUACCAGUAUUGGAGGCGCACAGGUGUGAUGCGAUCAGCAGGUCCCAAACGCCACGACUCUCAGAGCACAGGCCGACACAACCCCAUCAAACACAAACGUAAGCCCCCCAAGGGCAUGUACUUGGACCAGAACGACCUCCUGGCCAUGGUCUCCGGCCCACCCAACCAGCCCGAGGUCAUCCUCAAGGCUCUGGACUCAGAGCUGAUCUCCCUCAAGAGGAUGGUGCAGAAUAACAAGCAGCUGCUGAGUCAGCAGAAACACAAGAUGGGCACGGGUGUGGAUGACUACAAACCACCUGAGUCUGGAUUCAGAGUCAAUGCAAGGUGGACAAAUGAAGAGCUCUUGCUGGCAGUGCAAGGUGUGCGCAAGUAUGGAAAAGACUUCAAAGCUAUUGCGGAGGUGAUCGGCAACAAAACUGAAGCCCACGUUAGGAGCUUCUUUGUUAACUUUCGCCGCCGCUAUAAUUUGGAUGAAGUUUUUGAAGAAUACGAGCAAGAACACGGAACAUCAAAUGGAUCCAAGUCAGAUAUCAAAGAAGAAGAAGAUGAUGUCAAAGAAGCUGAAGUGAAGAUGGAGGUUGACUCGGAGGCUGCUGUAAAUGGCCACACAGGGUCGGAAACUUCAAAACCUAGUGAAGGGAGCUCAGCUAAGAAACCCGAUGUGGCUUCUGAUGGUGGGGAUGGCGUGAAGCCUGGGAGUAGUGCAAGUGUCUCAUCUACCUCAAAGGGUUCCAGUGAUCCGUCAGGUUCCUCUCUGAGCUCAUCAUCCGCCUCCGUUCCGUUGUCAGCCACCACACCCAAACCAGCUGCUGUUGCCGGACCAGUGCCAGUGACCACUGUCGCAUGAGGUCAAGGGUCACCUGGCCUGGGGAGACGCCAAAACCAAACACUCUUUUUGAUACAAAUGACAUAAUGUUGGGAGGUCUCACAGCUCUGGUGGAGAAACUAUGAGCCUUGGGUACCACAAGCGAGCCUGUGGGUAUCGUGGAACUGGUUUGUUUUUCUUUUGUGUGAAUUGUUCCAGCUUGGAUUAUGUCUGUUUGCCAUGCUAGUUCAGCUUAAGAGGUCCAUCAGAGCAUGUUGAUGAGUCAAGAAAGGUUCCAGCGUCUGUGUUUUAGCGUAUUAUAAACUGCCUUAAUCUCUUAUGCUCAACACUGACUUUUUUUUGUUCUUUAUAUAAUUUGUAUAAAAUGUAGGCCAAAGUUAGAAUGGGACAUUUCAAGCGAAAAAUCAAUUUCUUACAAUGUGUCUCGCAUAAAAAGCAAAUUUUACUUUCCUGUUGGCAAGUGGGGCUUACUUUUGCAAAGACAGGGUAUGUUUUUUUCUAAAUUCUGUUAGAUCAGAAUUUUAGGAAAACAAUUGGCAAAUCGUACUUCUGGCUGGUAGAGAUGACUGAACUAACGGUUGAGCUUUGAAUAAGUAUUUGGAGCAUAAUGAUAAUGAUCAUGUAUGUUUUUGUCAACUUGGCGGUAACGGUAUGGCUGAAUUUUCUGUUCUUUUGGCUGGGGCUGAUGAACCAAGGUUGUUAUGUCCAUGGAGAAAAGCGAGACCCUUUUGUUCUACUUGAUGUUGGGUUCCUUGCCACAAGUGAGGAGAAUAGAAUGUGUACAGGGUGUUGAUGUACAGCGCAGAAUGUCUUGACCCAAGGAUUGCCGUAGACUAGAUUGGGUUUCCCCACAUGUUGAGCUUGUUGCCAGUCGGGACAGUUAUGUCCAGUAUAGUUUUGUUUAGGCAAAUAGAAUUAUUAGGGAAUACUCUUUUCUUUAAAAAAAUAAAAAAUAAAAA
This is a messenger RNA of Aplysia californica (California sea hare), 2644 nucleotides long. Its product is annotated as REST corepressor 3. Gene Ontology annotation, cellular component: histone deacetylase complex; transcription regulator complex. Bases 162 to 1706 code for a protein of 514 amino acids. Gene Ontology annotation, biological process: negative regulation of DNA-templated transcription; regulation of transcription by RNA polymerase II. The transcript is spliced from 13 exons. The record is from RefSeq and is a predicted model, not a curated record. Gene Ontology annotation, molecular function: transcription corepressor activity. Lineage: Eukaryota; Metazoa; Mollusca; Gastropoda; Aplysiida; Aplysiidae.